Molecule: messenger RNA, 1738 nt
Organism: Zea mays
Lineage: Eukaryota; Viridiplantae; Streptophyta; Magnoliopsida; Poales; Poaceae
Product: monoacylglycerol lipase
Exons: 7
Coding region: 231-1442 (403 amino acids)
Source: RefSeq, a predicted model, not a curated record
CGCUGUUGAGGGUGAGGGAUUCCAAAUUUUUUUCCGUGUGUGUCUAUAUAAAAAAAUUCGGGGGAGCAUAAUAACGGCCGCGCGAAAGAAUUGAUGGGAGAUUUCUUUCUUAUAUAACCAUCAUCGGGGAAGCUUCUAUUCCGAGAUCCCUUGCCCUGUCCCUUGUCCCAUUCCGUGCUUCCAAAGUUCCAUUUCUCCCCCUCCUCCGGCCUAGUCGGCGCCUCGCUGACAUGUGGGCCCCACCCGCGGCGUCGCCGACAGGGGCAUUCCCCUCGCUCCGGCCGUCGAGGACGGCGGUGGUCCGCGUCCUAGUCACGCUGCCUGCCGCUGCGCGGCCGCAGGAUCAGCCGCGGCGGCGGCUCUGUCUCGCGGUACCACGGCCCGCUCCGGAGAUGGCCUCUGCGGCUGCUGAAGGGGAGGGGGAGGAGGAGGACGUGGUGGUGGUGGAAGGGGACACGGGGAAGAAGACGGCGGUGGAGAUGGACGCGACGGUGAGGCGGGAGCUGGCGAUCCGGAGACUGCGAGAGGAGGCCGAGGAGGAGGCGAACGAGGCGGGGACGAGGAGGAGGAGCAGCAGAAGGGAUUUCGCCGUGUUCGAGACCGCCAGGGGCGACGCGCUCUUCACGCAAUCGUGGACUCCGGCCGCCGACGAUCGCCUCAAGGGCGUUGUUAUACUGUUGCAUGGUCUAAAUGAGCAUAGUGGAAGGUACAGCCAUUUCGCAAAACUGUUGAAUGAUCAAGGGCUUAAAGUUUAUGCCAUGGACUGGAUUGGACAUGGUGGAAGUGAUGGAGUUCAUGGAUAUGUUUCGUCACUUGAUCAUGCUGUUGGUGACUUGAAAGAAUUUCUGGAGGAUGUUGUAUUGGAGGAAAACCAUGGUUUGCCGUGCUUCUUAUUUGGGCACUCCACAGGUGGAGCUAUUGUUUUGAAGGCCGCGCUGGAUCCUUCUGUAGAACUUCAUGUAGAAGGUGUGGUCUUAACGUCGCCAGCUAUUCAUGUUCAACCAUCUCAUCCAAUCAUCAAAGUUGUUGCACCAAUAUUCUCCAUGUUAGCUCCAAAAUACCGUGUCAGUGCUUUGCAUAAGAGAGGACCUCCUGUUUCCCGCGAUCCAGAGGCUCUGAAGAUGAAAUAUUCAGAUCCCCUGGUGUAUACUGGACCAAUUAGAGUCAGAACUGGCAAUGAAAUCCUCCGGAUAUCAUCAUUUCUGCAAAGAAACUUGAGCAGAGUUACUGUCCCUUUUCUUGUUCUACAUGGUACAGCUGACACAAUAACUGAUCCAAGAGCAUCCGAGCGAUUAUACCAAACAUCAAUGUCAACAAAUAAAUCAAUAAAAUUAUAUGAUGGGUAUUUACAUGAUCUCCUCUUUGAACCUGAAAGGGAUGAUAUCGCAAAUGAUAUCAUCAAUUGGUUGAGCGCAAGACUUAGUGUUCUUCAGAGAUGGUGAGCUGAAUCAAGUAUGAACUACAAGGUGCUUCCCCUUAUGUAGUUACCGGCGGUUUUACUGGAACUGUAUACAUGGCAUAGAGUGCAGAAUAGUGUAAAUGUAAACUAGGAUGUUAUCAUUAUGUCUUCACGGUCACGGUCAUUUCUUGUCUUCAGCUCUGCUGUAUAAGUUUGGGAAGAGCCUACAUGAGAUGUAAAUAAUAUUAGAGUUAAGCUGAAAAUAAUGUAUCUCCUAAUACACAGGUAGUUCAGUGUCACUUUUUUUUUAAAAGGACUUGGUUCGCAUCUUUUUCUGAA